Messenger RNA from Phoenix dactylifera (date palm), 468 nucleotides. NCBI's taxonomy places the organism in Eukaryota, Viridiplantae, Streptophyta, Magnoliopsida, Arecales, Arecaceae. The record is from RefSeq and is a predicted model, not a curated record.
AUGAAGAGCAUUCCAUAUGCUUCAGAAGUUGGGAGGGUGAUGUAUACCAUGAUUUGCUGUAGACCAGAUCUUGCACAUGCAGUUAGCCAGGUCAGCAGGUUCAUGGCUAACCCUGGCAAAGAGCAUUGGAGAGCACUAAAAGGUGUUUUCAGAUACUUGGUGGGCACAGUUGGAGUUGGUAUUUUCUAUGGACAGGAAGGUAGCAAGGAGAAAAAUUCUAACAUGACCAAGGAGAACCAGAACCGAAUGAUUGGUUUUGUAGAUGCUGAUUACGGAGGAGACAUGGACACACGACGUUCUACCAGAGGUUAUGUGUUUUGUUUGAACGGAGGUCCAGUGUCAUGGAGAUCAAGCUUGCAACCAAUCACGGCAUUGUCUACAACGGAAGCGGAGUAUAUUGGCAUCACAGAAGCUGCCAAGGAAGCUCCAUGGUUGAAAGGAUUGGCAUUGGAAAUGGGAUUUGCAUAG